CAUUGUUGAGGACACAGAAUGAAGCAUGAUGAACAUUAAUUCUUCAUCACCAUCACCACUGUUAGUCGCCACCACAUCUUGUCCUCUUCCCUUCCACUCCUCCCCACAUUUAAGCUUGUGCUCACCUCUCUCUCUCUCUCUCUCUCUCCGUCUCUCUCGCCACCACCUCCGUUUCUCUUCAAAAACCUUUUGGCCUCGCCAAUUCUCUCUUAAAAAUCCAACCUUGGCUCUUUUGUCGAACUUUUCGGUCUGGUAGUACCACUUGGGGAUGGAAAAGGAGGGAGUUUGGGGCCUAAACUGGCAGUCCGCCGACGCCCUGGUGCCGCCGGAGUUGAAUUCCGGCUCCUCAGCCGCCGGCCAGUUGCCGCAGUGCCUCCUCGAUCUCAAAUGGAGGCAGCCGAUGACCCACGAAGCUGACUUCCAGUCGGCGCUCAGGUCGCUCGUCUCGUCGCCGUCCUCUCACCCGGCGGAGCUCAUCGGCCGGCUGGGGGUCGUCUGUAACUCCGGCAAGAUCUCCCCGAGUCCUCGACGCCGCAGCACCCGUCUGAAUUCCCCUCCAAAACUCGAUCUUUCCGUGAUGGAUCGCUCGCACCAGGGGAGAGGCGGCCUCCCGAUGCCGGCGAAUCCAUUGUCUGGGGCCCAUCUCUUCACGUCCUCCGCCUCCCGCAGCGGAGGAAGGAGCUCCGCGGGUUUCCGGGUCCAAUUCGGCCUCCCGGAGACUCCUGGAAACCUUUCAAGGGUCUCGAGCAGCAAAUCCCUAAUGGUAGGUGCAGCAUCUCGCACGACAGCUCCGGAGACCGGCGACGAGGUCGCGAUGCUGAGCCCUGCCCAAAUGGAGAUGGAGCUGAUGUCUAAAAUCUGCGGAUCUCUGACGCCGGAGGAUUCCGAGCUCGGCAAUGGCCAGGACGAGUCGUCGGUCUCCGACCGGGUGACGGCCGAGGCAUCAUCCUUGAGGGACGUCGUCGACAGCAACGCAAGGAAGAGGAAGGCCGCUGCAAAGGGGAAGGGAAAGGUGCCACCUGUAUCCUCUUCUUCCGCCGAUCCCCCUUGCAUGACAGAGCUGGAGAACUCCGAUGCCAAGCGUUGCAAAGCAGCUGAAUCGAAUGGCAAGAACAGUGACGCCAAGCCACCGGAGCCUCUCAAGGACUACAUCCACGUGCGGGCGAGAAGAGGACAAGCCACUGACGCUCACAGCCUCGCGGAGAGGGUUAGGAGAGAAAAGAUCAGCAAGAGGAUGAAGUUCCUGCAAGAUCUCGUGCCAGGUUGCAACAAGGUGACCGGCAAAGCCGUCAUGCUGGAUGAGAUCAUAAACUAUGUGCAGUCGCUGCAGCGGCAAGUCGAGUUCUUGUCGAUGAAGCUGGCGACUAUGAAUCCCCAGCUGGACAACAUGGAACUCCUCAUUCCAAAACUUAUGUAUCAAGCGCAUGGAACGACGACGCCGCAGCCGCUUUAUCCAGUGGAGACGACGAACUUAUCGUUCUCGUACGCUCAUCGGCCUCAGGCAGCUUCUGGACUUGAAGCACAGUUCUCCAUGGAUGCAUUGGAAUCCUCCUUGAGCCAGCCUCAGAAUCUGCAACCGGCUCCUCUGGAUGUAAGAAUUGCAGCCGUAACAUGGAAGAAUGACAUGAAUUAUGAGUUCUGGGAUCAACGAUAUGCUAAUCUUUCACAGGUCGGGGAUUAUUGGGAGGAUGACCUGCACAGUGUUGCUCAGCUCGGCCUUGGACAGAACCAGGAGGCUGCAAUCUCCUCCCAGGGUUUCCACGGCCAAAUAAUGCAUGCAAAUCACAUGAAAAUUGAGCUCUGAUUGCUUGAUUUCCGGACAAAAGAGAAGACCUCUCUGUAUAUAGGUGAGAUAUUUCUUGGGAGCACAAUCAUGAAAUUUCAUCUGAUGACCAAUUUGUUCUGAGCACAUAAUUUAUGUGAAGACUUCUCCAUGAAGCACAAGCAAAAGACUGAAACAGGUGAAAGUGGGUGGAGGAAUUUAGUAUGAUGAUGAUGUAAUUUUGUACUAUCAUGAGUUGAGAGCUGUUGAUUGUGGAUUCAUGAAGGAGCUCCCAUGCUUGUUUUUGCUGCAACUCUUCUCUCUUUCUCUCCAGCUUCUGUCUUGUCCACUGCAAGCCUUCCAAGUGAAAUGGGAGAUCCUACAUCUUAAUUCUUUUUUCCCUACGUCUUGUUUGUACUGUACACAAUGCUGUCAGGGUAGGCCAGAAUGAAAGGAUGGAGCCAAUCUGAUCUCUUUUUCUUGUGCA
Molecule: messenger RNA, 2249 nt
Organism: Musa acuminata AAA Group (dessert banana)
Lineage: Eukaryota; Viridiplantae; Streptophyta; Magnoliopsida; Zingiberales; Musaceae
Product: transcription factor bHLH62-like
Exons: 7
Coding region: 269-1804 (511 amino acids)
Biological process (GO): regulation of DNA-templated transcription
Cellular component (GO): nucleus
Molecular function (GO): DNA-binding transcription factor activity; protein dimerization activity
Source: RefSeq, a predicted model, not a curated record